AUGGAGAAGCUCCAGAAAGAUAUUGAAGGAGCUGGCGAGUUCGUGCCUUCUAAAUCAGGUGCUGCUUUCUCCAUAGGACAUGACAAUCACUCUGCCUCAGGUACUAGUGGUGGAAGCAACGCAUCUAAGCGCAGAGGUACUUCCUGGAAAAGGUUUAAACAAACCCCUUCAGGAGCUCGUAAAGAGACUCAGUCAGAAACCAUCCAAUCCUCAAUGACGACGCUCAGUUGGAACUGUCGGGGUUUGAGGAGCGUCCUGACAGUUCGACGUCUGGAGGAGAUGUGUCGUGAGCAUCUCCCUGACUUCCUGUUUCUCCUAGAGACUAAAAACUCUAGUGAUCACAUCGAAGGUUUCAAAAGAUCGUUGGGUUACGAUCACAGUUUUUUGGUGAACCCAGUGGGUCUUAGCGGUUGUUUGGUUCUGUUCUGGCGAAAUUCACACGAAGUAGAAAUUUUAUCAUCGAGUGAUAGAAUCAUUGACGCCAGAGUAAAGCAACGAUACUUGGUUUAUUUUAUCUCCUUUGUAUAUGGAGACCCUGUUCGUCAUAAACGUCAGAUAGUCUGGGACAAUCUUAAGACUAUUGGCUUGAACAUGAAUGCUGGUUGGUGCUUAGUUGGUGAUUUCAAUGAGUUGAUGAACUCUUCUGAAAAGAGUGGAGGUCCAGCUCAUGAGGAAUCCUCUUUUUACCCGUUCCGGAAUAUGGCAAGUGGCUGUCGUAUCAAGGAAAUCCCAAGCUCUGGAGACAAGUUUUCUUGGGUCGGAGUCAGAGAAGUAGUAAACAGUGGGGUGAAAGAGAACGUAUGGGUCCAAUACAGGCUUGACAGAACUUUUGGAAAUGCGGAAUGGUUUCGUUUAUUCCCUCGCUCACACACACACUAUCUGGAAAGGCUCGGAUCUGAUCAUAGACCUAUACUGACAAAAAUAAUAGGAGCUGGCACAAAACAUGUUGGUCGCUUCAUGUACGAUAAACGAUGGAGUAACAACCCUGAGGUUGAGGAGAUAGUACGACAAAGCUGGAACACAUCCCAUAAUGGCAGCAUCAACACAGUCUCAGACCGCAUUGCUUCAUGCCGCAAGGCUCUCUCCAAAUGGAAACGUAAUGAGGCUAGUAACUCCAAGAAGAUGAUCAUGAGGUUUAGAGUGGAACUUGAGGAAGAAGAGAAAAAGACCUCUCCUACUAUGCACAAGAUCGUGUACCUGAAAUUGGAACUAGCGAAGUUGUUUCAGGAGGAAGAAGAAUAUUGGAAGCUCAAAAGCAAAAAUAACUGGCUGCAAGCGGGAGACAAGAACACAAAAAUCUUCCAUGGUUGGGCGAGAACUAGAAAGAUGAAGAACUUCAUCACAAGCCUCACUGAUCCUGGUGGUAUUGAACAUACUUCAGAGGAGGCUAAAGGAGAGAUUGCUAUACAAUAUUUCACAGAACUUUUCUCCACCUCUCAGCCUACUGAUGCAACAGAGCUUCUGCAAGAUUUCGCUCCAAAGGUGACAGAACAAAUGAACUUAAAGUUGACAAAACAUGUCACUGAUGCAGAGAUAAAGAGAGCUGUGAAAGCAAUCAAAAGUGAUAGCUCUCGUGGAGUAGAUGGCAUAACGGGGCAUUUCUUUCAAAACCUAAGGCCGAUCAGCUUGUGUGCAGUAUCGUAUAAGAUCAUAUCUAACAUCUUAUGUGCAAGGUUAAAAGGGAUUUUGCCUUUUCUGGUGUCGCCGACACAAGGUGUAUUUUUAGCCGAAAGAUUAAUAUCAGAUAACCUGCUGAUAGCGCAUGAAAUGAUACAUGGACUCAAAACCAACCCAAACUGCAAAGGGGACUUCAUUGCUAUCAAAACCGACAUGUCAAAAGCUUAUGACAGAGUUGAAUGGAGUUUCCUUGAGGUGCUGUUUCAGAGAAUGGAGUUUGCGGAGAGAUGGAUCCAGUGGAUCAUGCUUUGCAUUCGAUCGGUUUCUUAUACCGUGCUCUUCAAUGGCCAAACGUAUGGAAGAAUUACACCAGAACGUGGCAUCCGUCAAGGGGAUCCAUUGUCCCCUUUCCUAUUCAUACUAUGUGCAGAGGCAUUGGUACAUGUGAUGAACAUAGCUGAGCUCCAAGGCAACAUCACAUGA
Molecule: messenger RNA, 2100 nt
Organism: Brassica oleracea var. oleracea
Lineage: Eukaryota; Viridiplantae; Streptophyta; Magnoliopsida; Brassicales; Brassicaceae
Exons: 3
Coding region: 1-2100 (699 amino acids)
Molecular function (GO): catalytic activity
Source: RefSeq, a predicted model, not a curated record